Molecule: messenger RNA, 2222 nt
Organism: Conger conger (European conger)
Lineage: Eukaryota; Metazoa; Chordata; Actinopteri; Anguilliformes; Congridae
Product: guanylate-binding protein 1-like
Exons: 11
Coding region: 122-2014 (630 amino acids)
Molecular function (GO): GTP binding; GTPase activity
Source: RefSeq, a predicted model, not a curated record
CGGAAACCGAAAUUGGAACUAAAACUGCUAUCCGCAGGGAAGUUAUUGGACAGCACAGUAUUGGUGUCUGCUUGUAAGUGAAAGAAGUCGCCAAACGGUAGGAGAUGCAUUUAUUAGCAUCAUGUCAAGUGGCAAAAUCUUAAUGGCUCAGCCGGAGUGUCUGAUUCAAAAUGACGAGCACGGGAACCUGCUUCUCCAGACGAAGGCUGUAGAGAUCCUGAACCAGAUCGAUCAGCUUGUGGUGGUUGUGGCAGUAGUGGGUCUGUACCGCACUGGGAAAUCAUACCUGAUGAACAAGCUGGCUGGGAAGACGAAGGAUGAGAAGGGAUUUGACCUGGGACCCACCGUACAGGCAAAGACCAAGGGCAUCUGGAUGUGGUGUGUUCCUCACCCAACAAAAGCGGACCACACCCUGGUGUUGUUGGACACUGAAGGGCUGGGGGAUGUGGAGAAGGGGGAUCCAAAGAACGACAACUGGAUCUUUUCCCUGGCAGUCCUCCUGAGCAGCGCACUGGUGUACAACAGCAUUGGGAUCAUCGACAACAAUGCCUUACAGCAGCUUCACUAUGUGACAGAGUUGACGGAACAUAUCAAGGUGAAAUCCCAGGCCGAGGAUGAGGACGGUGAUGAAACGACCGAGUUCAUGCGCUUCUUUCCCUCCUUUGUCUGGACAGUUCGGGAUUUCACCUUACAGCUAGAAUAUGAAGGGAAGCCCAUAACCGCUGAUGAAUACCUGGACAAUGCUCUCAAGCUGAGGGCUGGCCAUGGGAAGCAAGUAAUGCAGUUCAACAUGCCGCGGAACUGCCUGCGGAACUACUUCCCCAAGCGGAAGUGCUUUGUCUUCGACUGCCCCACCAGCGCUGAGAACAUGAAGCUCAUGGAUGAGCUGAGUGACGAAAAGCUGGAACCUUCCUUCGUGCAGCAAGCCACAAGCUUCUGCGAUUACAUCUAUGGUGAAGCCAAGACCAAAACCAUGAAAGGAGGCUACAAUAUGACGGGCAGAAUGCUGGGGAGCCUUGCAAAGAUGUACGUGGACGCCAUCUGCAGAGGCCAGAUCCCCUGCCUGGAAAAUGCAGUUGUAGCUCUGGCCCAGAUUGAGAACUCCAAUGCAAUAGUCAAGGCCAUGAAGUUCUACAAGGAGUGUAUGGACAGCUGGGUCGCUUUCCCCACCGAGACACUGGAGGAGUUGUCAGACGUACACGGCACAGUUGAGGAACAGGCUGUCAAGAUCUUCAUGGGCCUCUGCUUCAAGGACGAGGAUCAGAAAAGCCAACUUAAGCUAAUGGAACUGAUGCAGGUAGAGUAUAAGGCAAUCUGCGAGAAGAAUGUCGUUGAAUCAAAGAAGGCCUGUGAGUCUAUCAUCAAACGCAUAUUCAGGCCACUGGAGGAAAAUAUUGCAUCUGGACAAUACACGUCAGUUGGAGGAUACGAGCGGUACCGCAACGAUUUAAAUAACUUAAUCUCAAAAUACAGAUCAGCUGAGGGGAGAGGAAUAAAGGACGAGGAAAGUCUAAAGGAAUACCUGGAGAAGAAGAAAUCUGUUGGACAAGCCAUAAUGACUGCUGACCAAUCUCUGACUAAAGCACAACGGAAGGAAGAAGAAAAUCGAGUGAGAAUGGGGGCCAUGGAGCAAGAAAGACGAGCUUCUGAGGAGCAGAGAAAGAUCUUGAAGAAGCAGAUGGAGGACCAGGAGCGAACCUUCAUUGAGAACAUGGCACAGCUGGAGAGGAAGAUGGAGGAGGACAGGAAGAAUGCUGCCAAGGAGUUUGAAAUGACCCUGAAUGGCAAACUGAAGGAACAGCAGGAGCUCAUGAAGCAAGGCUUUGAUGAGCGGGCAAAGCUCAUUGAAGCUGAAAUUUCUUCCCUGAAGAAGGAGAAGGUUCAAAAUGAGAAGUCCCCUUCACCUUUUUCUGUUAUUUUGGAUACUGUGGGACAAGCAGCCUCCAUGUUUUUGCCAGGGAUAAUCCCAAAGAUGGCAGGAGUGGGUCUCUCAGCCCUUUCACGCCUGUUUUGAAAAUAGUCUGAAACUGAAUAGCUGGGCUGUUUGUUUUGUUCUGUCAUUUUUUCCCCAUUUUUUGUCUCGUUGUGUAUGUGUCUUUUGUUUCCACAUUUAUGUGUAUAUAUACAUGUACGUAUACAUAGGUGUGUGUAUAUGUAUGUAUAUGAAGAAAAAAAAAAAGAAAGAAAUUAUGUACGUACCGAAGCAGCAGCAGUAUCAUUAC